AUGCGCAAUUUCAUUUUAUCUGUUGCAAACUGUCAUAUAUUCAUUCGCAUCACCUUAGAGUCCAGUGAUUCUGUGCACUUAUCGCCAACUGUGGAGACUAUGAACGUCUAUGAUCCGCAUGUAUUCAAAUCCACCAAGUAUCUGAGAGACUCAGAGAGAAUGUUUCUCAUGAACAACGGCCCUACUGUGCGUUCCGAAUCUGUACGCAAUCUGUUCAUCAAACAUGGCGUUGUCGAUGGCCUUGGUCUUAUCCUUCUUCAUAAACACUUUGAACUCGGCGACGGUCAGGCUCUCGUCGAUUACAACAGCACAUCAAUGGCCUGGGAUCUCAAGGAUACUACAGUCUCCGGCAAGGGUGUCGUGCAGGAGCACGGUGGAUUCAUCAAGCCAGGUGCAUGGCUCCUGUCUCCCACCAAGAAACGACUGAUUUUUUACGAGUUCUGUUUUCAUCAUCACAAUGCAACAAAUAACCUCGCUUACAGCCAAACUACUCUGCUCUAUUUGACAGAAGAGUUCGUCGACGAAUUCUCCGAGAUCCUUCACCAAGAUAAUCUCACUGGUGUUCUCGGAGUCUGUCUGCUCAAGUCGCCGCUCAGCACAGAGAUUGAAACAUCGGAAGGCCAUGCGAACAUUUCCGUGCCCGUUACCGAUGAUACGGUCUUUGGCCCCUUGAACUCGAUCGAGGCUAUCUAG
Fusarium vanettenii 77-13-4 is the source of this 693-nucleotide messenger RNA. RefSeq lists its product as uncharacterized. Bases 1 to 693 code for a protein of 230 amino acids. The record is from RefSeq and is a predicted model, not a curated record. The transcript is spliced from 2 exons. Lineage: Eukaryota; Fungi; Ascomycota; Sordariomycetes; Hypocreales; Nectriaceae.